Molecule: messenger RNA, 279 nt
Organism: Yarrowia lipolytica CLIB122
Lineage: Eukaryota; Fungi; Ascomycota; Dipodascomycetes; Dipodascales
Source: RefSeq, a predicted model, not a curated record
AUGAGUAGUGCUAGACAGACUAACAGAGAACUUUCGAUAGACCAUGUACAUACUGUAGUCAAGAGUAUUCCACUACAAUACCUCUACAAGCAUAAUCCCUACGAGUGCCAUACUCCUGUCCUACUCCUAUCCUCCCCCACACCUACCCACAUCCACACUACCCACAUCCACACUACCCACAUCCACACUACCCACAUCCACACCUACCCACAGCCACACCUUCUCACAGCCACACCUACCAUCCACUCCACAUCAUGGCCAGGUCAAGAAUGCUUCUGA